Molecule: messenger RNA, 1059 nt
Organism: Nylanderia fulva
Lineage: Eukaryota; Metazoa; Arthropoda; Insecta; Hymenoptera; Formicidae
Source: RefSeq, a predicted model, not a curated record
AUGCGAAGUGCUGUGGACAUUGACAUUGCCGCGAAUCGUGAUACAGAUUUUGAAGUGAAUUUUUUAAAAAGUGACGGAAUGGUGCUGACACGCGACGAUGGAGCUGCCUCUCCGCUGAUACAAAUCGAGCAGCCGAGACGAGAUGCACUGCCUGUGCCAGGGACGUCGCAACAAGGAGCAGAACGACCUUGCCUGUUCAUGGCGGGCGCCGAGGUAAAUCGCGUAGGCAUGAGAAUGCCAGAAUUUACUUCCGGAGAUCCGGAAUUAUGGUUCAACAUCAUAGAUCGGAGCUUCCAGGCCGCUGGAAUUAUUACGGACGCGACCAAGUUCGGUUACGUAUUGACGGCGAUCGGUCCACGACACGCGAUGGAAGUACGCGAUAUUAUAAUGAACCCGCCAGCGGAACGCGCGUACGAAACUUUAAGAUGCGAGCUGAUAAAGAGAUUGAGCUUGUCGCAGGAGCACAAGACGCGUCGGCUCCUGGAGCAUGAGGAGAUAGGCGACCGCAAACCGUCACAGUUUUUGCGGCAUCUUCGAGGUCUCGCCGGUAAUGUUGUCGGGGAUGAAGUCCUGCGAACCAUUUGGUUAAGUCGACUGCCCGUUUAUUUGCAGCCGCAUCUCGUAACGCGCGUAGGAGAUACGCUGGAAACUCUCGCGGAUAUGGCGGACGCGAUCGUGGAGGCAACGAGAGCGCCCGCGGUGCACGUCGCGGAAGCGGCUCGGCCGACGGCAUUCGCGGGUGCCGAAGUAAACGGCAUAGCUGCGUUGGAAGCGAGAAUCAACGUCCAGAUGACGCAAAUGCGUAUGGCCAUGCAGCAGGAGUUCGCUGAGCAAAUGACCGGCUUGCGAAAAUGCAUCGAGGCACUAGGAGAGCGAGAACCUCGCCGGAGCGACGGCGGUGGUCGUCGCAGGCGGGAGCGUUCGCGAUCGCGCUCUCGUGUCCGUGGUCACGCGUCGAACAAUUUAUGCUACUUCCACUGGAGAUUCGGACCGGACGCGCGAAGAUGUGAACCCCCGUGUGCCGGACAGCCGCAGGGAAACGCGAUGGCCCGACACUGA